This is a messenger RNA of Schizosaccharomyces octosporus yFS286, 1808 nucleotides long. RefSeq names its product IMP 5'-nucleotidase. The transcript is spliced from 3 exons. The record is from RefSeq and is a predicted model, not a curated record. Gene Ontology annotation, molecular function: magnesium ion binding. NCBI's taxonomy places the organism in Eukaryota, Fungi, Ascomycota, Schizosaccharomycetes, Schizosaccharomycetales, Schizosaccharomycetaceae. Gene Ontology annotation, biological process: nicotinic acid riboside biosynthetic process; nicotinamide riboside biosynthetic process; nucleotide metabolic process. Bases 389 to 1603 code for a protein of 404 amino acids.
AAAUCCCAAUUUUCUUUCUUUCUUUCUUAUUUAAUUCUUAUGGUUUCCAUCCGUAAAGGAAUAUGUCCAAAUACCCAGAAACUAAAAAUUUUCCGUUGUAGAUUUUAUGGCAAUAUGAAACUUACUUUUAGAUAGUAUUAAGCAAAGUUAUAAGAUUGGGAAACUGAAAUUAUAUGUCACUUCAUAAAUGUUUGCUUUCAAUUUAGACUGUCUGAAGUAACUCGGUUUAAAUAUACUUAACAUGGAUCUCUUUUUCAUACCCCAUGAACCUACAUACUUUAAUUCUCAAAAUAAAAUACAAAACUUUUAGCAUGUAUCUUUUUUAGAAAAGCUGUGCUGUUUUAAACCACUUUUUCUCACCUUUCUUGGUAACUUACUUAUUAACAGUAUGGCAUCGAGAUACCGCGUCGAGUAUGCUUUGAAACAGCAUCGAAAAGACAACUUUAUUGAAUGGAUUAAGGGACUUUUAGCUGUCCCAUUCGUGCUACAGGCUGGUAAACCAUCUCAAAAAGAAGUUACAAAGGCAAAGGAAGAAGAAACAUUGGAACGCUACGCUCGAAUUUUAAAAGAUGUUGAGCGUCUGAUUGAAAGUCAUAUUGAAUUAACGGAUCAAGGUCACCAUCAUAGUCAGCUAAAGAUGCUGGUGCCAACUAUUACUUCUUUUUGGACACCACUUCCUUUAGUUCAGGCUUUGUAUGACCUUGAGCCAAAACUUUGUUUGGCUAAACGCAGCUUCGUAGCACCUAGUUUUAACGAUAUUCGUACAAUCCUAGGUGGUGCUCAGCUUCGCUACCUUGCUCACCAUAGCCUUGAGUUGGUAAGCUUCGAUGGUGAUGUAACUCUUUAUGAAGAUGGACAGCCCUUGCUUGCUGACAAUCCUGUCAUUUCGCGUUUAGUGCAACUCUUAUCAAGAGACAGUUAUGUAGUAAUCUUAACUGCUGCUGGAUACCCUAGUCCUAGUGGAAAGGAAUACAUGGAUCGGUUCUCUGGACUGUUACAAGCUAUAGAGGAUAGUGAUUUGACCGAUACUCAAAAGCGAAGAUUGCACGUAUUGGGAGGUGAAAGUAACUAUUUGUUUGAAUACAAUCCAUUGCAUGGACUACAAUGGGUAGAACCAGAAUCCUGGAUGCUACCUAUCAUGAAGACAUGGCCAGCCGACGAAAUUUCCCAAAUUUUGGACUCUGCUGAAGAAGCUCUUCGUUCUUGCAUAAGGGCUCUAAACAUUGAUGCUAAGAUUAUCCGUAAGGAACGAUCUGUAGGAUUUGCACCUUCGCUAGGUCAAAAGUUGAGAAGAGAACAACUGGAAGAAACAGUUUUGGAAGUACAGACGACGUUACAAUUAAAGAAUUUCUCCGUUCCCUUUACUGCCUUUAACGGAGGUAAUGACAUUUGGUGCGACAUCGGUGACAAAAAACUUGGAGUACAUUGCCUUCAGUACUUCUUCGCCAUCUCCCAUCCUUCGAAGUGUUUACACGUAGGUGACCAGUUCCUUUCCGCCGGUAAUAACGAUUACAAAGCCAGAUCUGCCGCAACUACGGUUUGGGUAUCAAGUCCUUCGGAAACUGUAGAGUUUUUGGACUACUAUUUUUCUCAAUUACCUUAAUAACCUUGAUGUAUCGUAUUCGUAUCUAGGAUUCAGCCUAAAUAGUGAAGUAUACUUAGAUAGUUAUCCAUCAAUCUUUUCAGAAUAAUGUUUCGUUGUUCAUAAGAGAAAUAUUAUGGAAGUACUAGAACUCAUCUGUCGAACAUGCGAGCCAGUAGGGCCAAGGAGAGUAUAUAGUAUUAGAAAUCUUUGCGUUUCGGAGUAG